AUGUCAACGAACUUUUUGAUAAAUUAUUUAUCAUUAAUCACAAUCAGAAAAUUAAAGGAAUAUUAUUUAUAAUAAUAUGUUAAAAAUCCAGAAUCUUACAAUACAAAUGUUGAAUGAAAAGUCAUGGAAUAAAUAUAUGAAUACAAUAACCAAUCAAACUUUUGAUAAUUUUAUGGUAAAAAAAUUUAGAGCGGAAAAUUUGUUUGCGGAUUCAAUAAAUGAUACUCCAGUUUCAAAAGCAGCGCGAAUAUCUAUUGAAAAUAUAAUCAAAGGAGAUGUAAAAAUUGCAAAAUUACAUGUAACAAAGAAAUUUGUAAUUGAUUCAAAAUUCAAAAUAUCGGAUAUUCCAUAUCAAAUAUAUUCUAAUGUUUCCAUUCAAGGUAACGUGAAGAUAAAAACUUUAGAAUUGGACAAUUACAUGCAAAUCUUUCUAAACAAUGAAAAAAUAAAUCUUAAUAAUAUUCUCAAUGUUUUUUGGACAAAAUCAAGUAAUCAAGUAAUCAAAAAUGAUAUCAUUUUUGAAAAUAGUUUAACUAUAGAUUACUUAAACACAAAGUACUUGAAUGGGUUUUCUGAGGAAGAAUUUUUGUACACUACUGUAUCAAUCAUUCCAGAAAAUUUUAAAAAAUUACACUUUGAAAAUAUUUACGUAGAUGAUAUGUUUUUCGUUGAAGAAAAAAAUGAUAAUUUUUUCGAAAUUGCUCCAGAAUCUAUAAUAAUUCGAGAAAAAUUAUAUGUAAAACAUAUACACGGAAACGAAUUAUUCAUUGAUGUUUUUAAUGAUGUUCCUAUUGUCAAUAUUUUAAACCAAAAACAGCCUCAUAUUUUUCUGCAAAACAUGACUUUCUCUAAGAUUAAAACUAAACAAAUAUUUGUAAAUGAACUUAAUUUUCUCUUCUUUAGUGAUAAAAAUAAUACUUCUUUUUACGAAAUGGCAAAUAUCAGAAAAUUAAACUUAUGA
Molecule: messenger RNA, 961 nt
Organism: Apis florea (little honeybee)
Lineage: Eukaryota; Metazoa; Arthropoda; Insecta; Hymenoptera; Apidae
Source: RefSeq, a predicted model, not a curated record